UCCAAGGACCAGCAACAUCGGCAUCAUUUGGGAAUCUGUCAGAAAUGUAGAAUCACUGGUCCCACUCCAGACCUACUGAAUCAGAAUCUCAUUUUAAUAAGCGCUCCAGAUGAUUCAAAUACAUAAGGAAAUGUGGACCUUAACAGCCUCAUCCCACCCUCUCAUUUUGCAAGCAAGGGAAAAAAAUCAGCUCUGUAGCAGUGAUCAGUAUGUGAAUUUGAAGUCAUAAACCAUGGUUGACUCAUUUAUUCAUUCGAAAAGUUUAUGGUAUGCCUGCCAUAUGCCAGGAUCUCUGCUAGACUCUGGGGACAUGAUGGAAUCAUCCAUCCUGCCUGUGCUACUGGAUGAAUGGAAAACUGAUUUAAACCAAGUACUAACAAGGAAUUGUCCUUGAUUUUUGUACUUCGUAGCAAUUCCUCAGCAUUUUUUUACAUUUUCUCUUACUGUAAAAACUGCAUUUAAGUUAGAAAAUGAAGCAAUUGAAAAGGAAAAGGAAAAGCAAUUUCAGUGUACAAGAAACUCAGACCCUUUUGAAAGAAAUUACAAAAAGGAAAGAAGUCAUUUUUUCCAAGCAGCUCAAUACAACAAUUAAUGUGAUGAAGCGAAUGGCUUGGGAGGAGAUUGCACAGUGUGUGAAUGCUGUAGGAGAAGGAGAACAGAGAACAGGGACAGAAGUGAAAAGGAGGUACCUUGACUGGCGAGCACUUAUGAAGAGAAAGAGGAUGAAGGCGAACAUUAAGCUAGUUGGUUCGGGGUUUCCCCUUCCCACAUCCGAUUUAGAUGACUCUCUCACUGAAGAGAUAGAUGAAAAGAUUGGAUUCCGAAAUGAUACAAAUUUUGAUUGGCAAAAUGUGGCAGAUUUCAGGGAUGCAGGUGGAUCCUUAACUGAGGUCAAAGUGGAAGAGGAAGAAAGAGAUCCCCAGAGUCCUGAAUUUGAGAUUGAAGAGGAAGAAGAAAUGUUGUCAUCAGUCAUACCAGAUUCCAGGAGGGAAAGUGAACUUCCUGAUUUCCCCCACAUUGAUGAGUUUUUUACUCUGAAUUCAACACCAUCUAGGUCUGCAUAUGAUGAGCCCCAUUUGCUCGUAAACAUAGAGAAACAGAAACUAGAAUUGGAAAAACGACGGCUCGAUAUUGAGGCUGAAAGACUGCAGGUAGAGAAGGAACGCCUACAGAUUGAGAAAGAGAGGCUGCGACAGUUAGACAUGGAGCAUGAGCGGCUUCAGCUGGAGAAGGAGCGGCUGCAGAUUGAAAGAGAGAAGUUGAGGUUACAGAUAGUCAACUCAGAGAAACCAUCUUUGGAAAAUGAACUUGGUCAAGGAGAAAAGUCCAUAUAUCAACCACAGGAUACAGAAACAGAGAAGUUAAAACUUGAGAGAGAACGCUUGCAACUGGAAAAAGAUAGGCUGCAGUUUUUAAAAUUUGAAUCAGAGAAGCUGCAGAUUGAAAAGGAGCGCUUACAAGUAGAGAAAGAGAGACUACGAAUGCAGAAGGAAGGACACUUGCAGUGAUUUAUUUAGGUCUCCAUUUAUCAGUUGUUUGUAAACCAUAGGCUUAGAUAAUAUAAAAAUGGUUGCAGGAUUAGCUGUAUUAUUUUUUUUUCCUGUUUAAUAUUAGUGUUUUCAGUAGGAAAAAGAUAGUUAUUUGUGGGUAAUUAUAUGCUUAAGUAGUAUAUUGUAUAAAAACUAUGUGCCCUUGCAUAAACAGUAUAGCAAAAACUAUUGUGCUAUGCUCUUUAAAUUAGUAAAAUUACAUAGAGUCUUGUCUAAUCUGUGCACUCAGAGUUUACAAUUAUGUCUGUAAAAUUCUAGCUCAAUAGUUCUCAACUGGGGGUGACUUUGGCUCCCAAAAGACAUUUGGCAAUGUCUGGAGACAUUUUUGGUUGUCAAAACUGGGCAGUGGGGCACGCUGCUACUGGCAUGUAGUAGGGAGAGGCCAGGGAUGCCUACAUCCUGCAAUGCACAGGACAGCCCCCCACAAAAAAGAAUGAUCCAACCCAAAAUGUCAACAUUGCUGAGGUUGAGAAACCCUGUCCUAGCCUGACUGAGCACCUCUUCAGCUUUGUUUCAGUUUCAGAAUAUUAAAACCUCAGAUAUUUAUGUGGGAGUUACUUAAAUGGCCCAAAACUUUAACUAUGAAACAUUACUGUGUAGUAUAUUGAAUAUAGAAAGUAACGAAGAUUAUAGGUAUUUUAUUCAUAUGUUUCCAUCUGUAAAUAACGUGAGAGUCAGAAAACUGCAGGGAACAUCAGAGAUUGUCUAAAGGGGGUCACUUUGAAAAGCAGUUCAUUCGUCUAGCUAUUGAUGCUUUAGAAACCACACACACUUUUUAAGCUUUAGUUAGUUACCCUUUCUUCUUUGAUUCCAUUGUCUUAGUUUAGACAAAAAUUUUCAUUUCAACCAUGUACUGAAAUCUUAAUGUAAGUGGUUGAAUCUAGUAAACAUGUUACCAGUUUAAAAAUGGUACCAGUAGUCAAUGAGCUUGAACUCAGUAAGUGGUAAUUUGAUUUUUAAAAUAGAUAAUAGCUAUUUGGAACUGGGAGUUGGGGUGGGGGGAGAAUGUCCUUGUAUCCAAUAGUAAUGAUGAUGGUGAUGAAAUAAUGAUAGUAGCUGUGUGUUUUGAAUUAGGAAAUCACUUACUGCACACUGCCUGACCUAAUCUGUAGAAAAUUGAGAGUAGUAUCUAUUAUUAUUCCUGAAUCUGAGGCUUAGAAGUCAUACAGUGUGUAAAUGGCUAAUUUCGUAUAUCAUGAUGUAUUUUGUCUUUGCCCCUCCCUGUGCAACAAAGUAUGUAUCUUUAGUCCCUUUGGUAUUUAUUCUGAGACCAAGGGCUUGCUUUAAUCUGGUGAUUUGCCUUCAAUCCCCUGAAGGUACUUCUUCCACAAUCCAGGUGAUUCUAAUGCACACUAAAGUUGAGAAUCACUGCACGAGAUCACUUUGUAUUUUCCCAUUUCCAGGGCUGAUAUGUAGCCUUAGUAUAUCUCUUCUAUUGACAGGUACUACCUUGAUUCUGCAUUUGGUCCUUGUUAAUUUAAGAAUGUCUUGAAACCAUAUGUGACAUUUGAAUAUGGGUAUGUAAGGAAAAAAUAUACUUCUUCUUAGUUACCUUGACUUUGAAAUAGUGUUAUUUUUCUAUAAGUGAAAUAAAUGCUUCUACCAUAGAAAUAAAAUUUGCCUAUACUAA
Balaenoptera acutorostrata (minke whale) is the source of this 3180-nucleotide messenger RNA. It is a transcript of the gene MSANTD4, whose product is annotated as Myb/SANT DNA binding domain containing 4 with coiled-coils. The record is from RefSeq and is a predicted model, not a curated record. The coding region runs from base 471 to 1508 and encodes 345 amino acids. The transcript has 5 exons. NCBI's taxonomy places the organism in Eukaryota, Metazoa, Chordata, Mammalia, Artiodactyla, Balaenopteridae.